This is a messenger RNA of Arabidopsis lyrata subsp. lyrata, 1373 nucleotides long. Its product is annotated as glutathionyl-hydroquinone reductase YqjG. The record is from RefSeq and is a predicted model, not a curated record. Gene Ontology annotation, molecular function: glutathione transferase activity. The coding region runs from base 137 to 1114 and encodes 325 amino acids. NCBI's taxonomy places the organism in Eukaryota, Viridiplantae, Streptophyta, Magnoliopsida, Brassicales, Brassicaceae. Gene Ontology annotation, cellular component: cytoplasm. The transcript is spliced from 6 exons.
CACCAAUUUUGACUCAACUUUUUACCUUUAUUAGUUACGUACCAACGAAGAAAACAGUUGAAGACUCGCUACAUGAUCCUGGUCAAUUUCUGAUAGAAUCGUAGCUUACAUUUAUAAUUUGCAUUAGUGUACAUCAAUGGCAAACGAGAAGUCGGAUUUCACUAGAACCGCAACAUCAUUCCGCAACUUUGUUUCACAAAAAUCUGAUUCUCAGUUUCCAGCAGAAUCAGGAAGAUAUCAUCUUUAUAUCUCUUACGCUUGUCCAUGGGCUUCUAGAUGUCUUGCAAUCUUGAAAUUCAAAGGACUUGAAAAAGCAAUAAGCUUUUCGUCUGUUCAACCACUUUUUAAAAAAACCAAAGAAAGCGACGAGCAUAUGGGAUGGGUUUUUCCAGAUUCAGAUACAGAGGUUCUUGGAGCUGAACGUGAUCAUCUUAAUGGUGCGAAAUCCGUAAGAGAACUAUAUGAUAUCGCUAGCUCCAACUACACGGGAAAAUACACUGUUCCUGUUCUUUGGGAUAAGAAGCUUAAGACUAUCGUUAACAAUGAGAGUUCUGAGAUACUCCGAAUGUUCAAUACCGAGUUCAAUCAUGUUGCAGAAAACCCUUCUCUCGAUCUUUACCCUCCCAAUCUCCGAGCCAUAAUCGAUGAGACCAACGAAUGGAUCCACGAUGAGAUAAAUAACGGUGUUUAUAAAUGUGGGUUUGCUAAAAAUCAAGAAACCUAUGAUGUGGCAGUGAAACAAUUGUAUGAUGCAUUGGACCGAUGCGAAGAAAUACUCAGAAACCAACGGUUUCUUUGUGGAAACACUUUGACUGAACCAGAUAUCCGAUUAUUCGUCACUCUCAUAAGAUUUGACGAGGCUUACGCGGUGAUCUUCAAAUGCGAUAAAAGACUCGUAAGAGAGUAUUAUAAUCUCUUUAACUACACGAAAGAUAUCUUCCAAAUCGCGGGAAUGAGCAGUACAGUAAAGAUGGAUCAUAUAAAGCAAAAUUACUAUGGAAGCUUUCCUUCUUUAAACCCUCUUGAGAUCAUCGCUCGUGGACCAAACAUCGAUUACUCUUUGCCUCAUGAUCGACACAGAUUCAUGGAUAAAACUAGAUCAGUAUUUUCUUGAGAAUUCACGAGUCAUUAAGAAACUCAAGCUGAGUUUCACACAGAUUGAGUAUGAAUCUUACAUCCAGAAAGCGUUCUCGCAGAUGUCAAGUUAUCAUUUCUUAACAUGAAUCUGAUGUUAAUGAAGACAUGAGCAUUGUCAUCUUGAUUUCUGAUGUUAAAUCUCUUAUGGUGUUAAUUAUAAUGUCUUGUACUGAGUUGGAUUGUCUCAUAUGCUUGAAAAAGGUAUAUUAAUGUAAAGUUUGUUACUUUGAUCUUAA